AUGAGAUUAAGAUUGAAGUCUAACAAAGCUGUCAAGACAGUAGCACCAGAUCUGGCAGAGACACUUGGUCAGUUCCUAGACACCAUUAACAGCAUGCUGGAGCUAAAGGAAAUAGAAAGCCAUAUUUUAACCGGAAUCAAAACGGGUUUUCCUCCUAAGUCUGUAGACUUAACUUCUACCUCGAAGUUGUUGGCUGAAUCGGAGAUCAGAGAUGGAGAUCAGCUCUUGGUUGAAUUUGGCGAAAUGGUUGCAAAAACCGAAAAUGAUGAGAACCCCAAAGAGCUGGCUUCUGAAACUGUCUCAGAAACAGAGAUACCUUCGGUAUAUAUUCCGCAACAGGAUAAAUACCUCAUUCUUCGUAAUAUUCCCGAUGAUAACUCAUGUAUGUUCAACUCUAUUUCGUAUGCUCUCAGUGGUUACAGCUCCUAUGAAACAUUUAGUCCGCCGCUGGAGUUGCGUUCUGUAAUUGUAUCGUAUAUCCAGAAUCUGCCAGAACUAUAUAACGAAGCAAUUUUGGGGCGGCUGCCCGAGGAUUACUGUAAAUGUAUCAUCAAGAAGGAUUCGUGGGGAGGUGCUAUCGAGUUGGGAAUCUUGGCGGACUGGUUUGGAAUCCGCAUCAAUUGCUUGGAUAUCGAGCUGGGGAACUUCAUAACGUUUGAAAAAGAGCAGGGUCCGCAACCUGACAAAUUUAUCAUAUUAAUCUACAGUGGAGUGCAUUACGACGUAGUGGCCGUCAAUAGCACGUUGUCGGUCCUGGAUGGUGACAAAGCCAAUGACAUCACCUCCUGGAGUUGUGGAGGUAAGGAAGAGUCUGCUGUUCUAGAAGCCAGCCAUAAAUUGUGUAAACUUUUGCAAUCGCGCAACUAUCUGACCAACACUACGACGUUCCGGGUGCGUUGCUUGAACUGCUACGAGAUCUUGGUGGGGGAAACGGGCGCCAGUAAGCAUGCGGAGGAGACGGGGCAUUAUAACUUUGGAGAGGUAAAGUGA
This is a messenger RNA of Scheffersomyces stipitis CBS 6054, 990 nucleotides long. Its product is annotated as ubiquitin-specific protease. NCBI's taxonomy places the organism in Eukaryota, Fungi, Ascomycota, Pichiomycetes, Serinales, Debaryomycetaceae. The record is from RefSeq and is a predicted model, not a curated record. Gene Ontology annotation, biological process: protein deubiquitination; endoplasmic reticulum unfolded protein response. Bases 1 to 990 code for a protein of 329 amino acids. The transcript is spliced from 2 exons. Gene Ontology annotation, molecular function: cysteine-type deubiquitinase activity. Gene Ontology annotation, cellular component: cytosol; nucleus.